Molecule: messenger RNA, 2153 nt
Organism: Synchiropus splendidus (mandarinfish)
Lineage: Eukaryota; Metazoa; Chordata; Actinopteri; Syngnathiformes; Callionymidae
Exons: 2
Coding region: 175-1056 (293 amino acids)
Molecular function (GO): 2-oxoglutarate-dependent dioxygenase activity; methyltransferase activity
Source: RefSeq, a predicted model, not a curated record
CUGAAGCAUUGUGCUGCUGAGCUGGCUCCAGUGUUCACUGACAUCUUCAAUGCUUUCUUGGUGUCCUGUCAUGUACCUGCCAGCUUUGAGUCCUCCAAUACCAUCCCUGUUCCCAAGAAGGCCAGGAUCACAGGACUGAAUGACUACAGACCGGUGGCACUGACGUCUGUGGUCAUGAAGUCCUUUGAGCGCCUGGUUCUCUCUCACCUGAAAUCUUUCACUGCUUCUCACCUGGACUCAUUGCAGUUUGCCUACAGAGCCAACAGAUCUGUGGACGAUGCAGUGAACCAGGCCCUUCAUUUUGUUAUGGAGCAUCUGGACUGCCCAGGAACCUAUGGCAGGAUCCUGUUUAUGGACUUAAGCUCUGCCUUUAACAAAAUUCUUCCAGCUCUGCUUGAAUACAAGCUUCGCCAGCUUGACGUGCCUGACUCCCUCUGUAGAUGGAUUACAGACUUCCUGACCAGCCGAAGUCAGUGUGUGCGGCUGGGGACGACUGUCUCCGACACUCGGACCCUCAUCAUCGGGUCUCCUCAGGGCUGUGUUCUCUCUCCGUGGCUCUUCUCUAUGUACACUAACUGCUGCACCUCCAGCCACGAGUCCAUGAAGCUGAUCAAGUUUGCGGAUGACACCACCAUCAUCAGGCUCAUCUCAGAUGGAGAUGAGUCGGCUUACAGGAGGGAGGUGGAGCGGCUAAUGUCCUGGUGCAGCUACAACAACCUGGAGCUCAACGCCCAGAAGACAGUGGAGAUGUUCAUAGACUUCAGGAGAGUAACAGUUUCUCUGUCCCCUCUCAUGUUGGCUGGUUUACCUAUUCCUAUUGUGGACUCCUUCUGCUUCCUGGGAACCACCAUCACUGAGGACCUCAAAUGGGAGCCAACCAUCAGGUCCCUCAUCAGGAAGGCCCAGCAGAGAAUGUUCUUUCUGAGGCAGCGACGGAAACUACAACUGCCGACGAAGUUGCUGGUGGAGUUCUACACAGCCAUCAUCCAGUCCAUCCUCACCUACUCUAUCACCGUCUGGCAUACCACAGAACAUGAAAAUUUCACCUCCCACUAAAAGCAGAAGGGAUCUUUCUAGUCGGUGCCAAACAAGUUCAACAUGUCUGAAGUGGUUUCAGAGUGAUAACAUUUUUAUGUUUGUCGGUCUGAACACCACCGUCACUCGGGCUGAAAAACGGUUUACUGCACUGUUCACUCACUAAUCAGAAUAGCCUCAGAACAUGAAAAUAUCACCUGCCACUAUAGGAAAAACACUCUUUCUGGUACAUUCAACACUAAACCUACAUUUCUGAACUUUCCUAAGAGGGUUAUCAACGAUCUAAUUUUUGCCGAUUGUUGGGAAAUACACCUUUAAUGUAUCUUCCGCGUUUUCAUUUACUCGUGACAAUGACUACCAAAAACCUACAAGUUAAAAUCAAAAAGAAUUUAUUCCUUGCCAGCGGAGUCUAUUCACCUACUCAGGGCCCUGGGUCAUCAACUAUCUCUGCCUUAGCCUCAGCUCAAGUAGAAUACUGUGACAAAACUUAUCUGGGCCUGACCCUUUUUAUAUGCUUUCAGCCCAUCUUGGGGUGUAGUCUCCACUGAUUGGUCCUGGUCUUCUUAUGGUCCUAGUCGUCAUGGGUCAAAUUCAACAUGUUGUAUUGACUCCACUCAGUCUGGAGCGAUGUUGAUGAAUCCUCCCAAAUGUUGCCUAUAAUAGGUGGUAGCUGAGAACCCGAUCCAUUCUUCUGAUUGGCUUGCUUCUGUCAUCUCAUCCGUUCUCCAUCUGGUCAUUUGGUUUACGACCCCCAUGGAUGAUCAAGUCCCAUGACAAUUGCCAUUCCUGCCAUUUAACACACACCAUUUUUAGUCCACAUAUUCUUCCAUGGAUACAGGGUCAACUUGAUGAUACCUUACCCUUACUCACCGCAUCUGUUGAAUGCAAUCUUUUUAUUAUUAUUUAACAAAACAUUCUAAAGUAAUUCAAUUCAAUGAUAUAUCUUUUUUUAAUAUAUUUAUUUAGUAAUAUAUCAUUAUUCCUAUACGGUCCGAAACCCACUUUCUCUGUGGCCGAAAACGCGUUUUCUGUGCUGUUCACUCACUGCUCAGCGAUGCCACAGAAGAUUCAAAUUUCACCUCCCACUAUAGCAGAAAAGGUAUUCCUCAUUGGUUCAG